Messenger RNA from Hippocampus comes (tiger tail seahorse), 1038 nucleotides. RefSeq names its product NELL2 interacting cell ontogeny regulator 1 (gene nicol1). Bases 252 to 530 code for a protein of 92 amino acids. The transcript is spliced from 4 exons. The record is from RefSeq and is a predicted model, not a curated record. NCBI's taxonomy places the organism in Eukaryota, Metazoa, Chordata, Actinopteri, Syngnathiformes, Syngnathidae.
GACGAUGUUGAAAAAACGUUUGGCCCGUAUCAGGGGUGUUUUUCGUUUCUGCAUCGACGGCGUUUACACAUCGGAUACUCUCCAGUUUCUAUUUGAAGGGAGGUCGUACGGUUUUGCCCUCAAAGAACAUGGCGAGCCGUGCGCAUGCGCAACCUCUACAUUAAAAAAAAAAAAAAAAAAACAUCUCCACGGGCAUCUCGCGGUGACCUGGUGUUCCGAAUAACAUACCGUGGACAGAUUCAGGGUGUUGGAUGAUGGCAUCCGGAGGUAUGAUGCAGGCAGCGAUGCUCCUGCUGGCGGCCCAGCUCGUCCUGUGCCGCGGUGGUGCUGCGGAUGUGGACCGGGAGACCGGGACGGUCAUCCCCGCGGAAAGUCGCCCGUGCGUCGACUGCCAUGCGUUUGAGUUCAUGCAGAGGGCCCUGCAGGACCUAAAAAAGACCGCUUUCAACCUAGACGCCAGGACGGAGACGCUGGUGCUGAGGGCGGAGAGGAGGGCUCUUUGCGACUGCAUGCCCAGCUCGCUGCGUUGAAACCUCACAACACGGACGACUCUUCCAAAGUACUCAUGUACAGCGAUUUUUGACUCCCAACACAGUGGACACUUUAGCUUACGCUCUUCUCAUGUUCGUAGACCAGUUUGCUUGGAAAUGUUUUUUUUUUUUCAACACAAAACACGGAAUUGAAUGACAUGUUUGUUUGUUUGUUUUGAGCAAGAAAACUUGAGAGAGAAGCCACUCGUAUUUGUUGGGCUUUCCUUAGCACAGCACUGUAGCAUGAAUCCACAGCACCUUUUUGUAAACGUAGAGUGUAUGUCUAGAUUUGAUGGUGAUAUAAGAAGUGAUAUGCCACUACUGUCGACCCACAACGUACUGUAAACAUUCGCAGGCGGUACUUAAAGAUUUUGGAAUGGAGGCAAAUGUGACAAGUGUGUGUUACUGUUACUGUUAUAUGUAGGCCGGUGUACAAAUCGGGAAAACGUGAAUAUUUCGUGCUUGCGAUGUUUCUGUGUGGCCAAAUAAAACGUGUGUUCUUACUGUA